UUUCAGAGACAUAGAGUUUGAUUUGACGUUUGUUUGUUGACAUUUGCUUGUUUAAUUUUUCUUGCUCACAUCGUUCUUGUUUUUACCAAAAUGUCUUCAAAUAUAAAUAUUAUUUUGUUUAUUGUGAAAAUAUAUUUUACAACCAUUCAAAAGUAUGUAGAAUUGGAAAAUGCUUGCGCUGAAAGCAUUUCCCUUUAACGUGCACGAAGUGAGUUUUUAUUGAAUAUGAUGUGGUUUUGCUUGAAUCAACAAUGGAUGAUAUUAACAAUUUUGGAGAAACCGCAUACUAAAAUGCAUUGGUAGACCAACAUUUCCUAGUUCUUGUUAUUCAAUUGAUUGCCAAUGAAAUGGGGAGGAGUUCUUUAGGAACAAUUUUCGCAUGAAGCGCAGUAGCUUCAACAAGCUAUGCGGCCUUCUUUCAUGUUUGGAAAGGAAAGAUACAAAUUUUCGGAAAGCAAUUAGCCUUGAGAAGCGGGUAGCCAUUGCUCUGUAUGCCCUGGGAUCAUCUUCUGAGUACCGCAGUGUGGGUAAUAUGUUCGGAAUUGCAAAAUCGACUGUAUGCUUAAUCGUGUUAGAGUUUUGCAAGCAAGCAUGGAUUGUAUUACAUCCUGUUUACCUUAAUCACUUCCCUCUCAGUAGAGAAAAGAUACGAGAGUGCAUGUCUGGGUUCAACCAAAUUGGGUUUCCUCAAUGCAUUGGUGCAAUUGAUGGUUGUCACAUAGAAAUACAUCCAAAACAUGAUGAAGCCGUCGAUUACUUCAAAUACAAAGGGUGGUAUUCCACCGUGCUUUUGGCUUUAGUUGACGCCAGGUAAAUUUUCCUUCCUUUGAACUAUAUUUGUAUGUAUGUAUAUUUUUAACGUAAAUAAAACUACACCUCUU
This is a messenger RNA of Rhagoletis pomonella (apple maggot), 881 nucleotides long. RefSeq lists its product as uncharacterized. Lineage: Eukaryota; Metazoa; Arthropoda; Insecta; Diptera; Tephritidae. Bases 380 to 814 code for a protein of 144 amino acids. The transcript is spliced from 2 exons. The record is from RefSeq and is a predicted model, not a curated record.